Molecule: messenger RNA, 3600 nt
Organism: Tachyglossus aculeatus (Australian echidna)
Lineage: Eukaryota; Metazoa; Chordata; Mammalia; Monotremata; Tachyglossidae
Gene: TPP1
Product: tripeptidyl peptidase 1
Exons: 13
Coding region: 77-1798 (573 amino acids)
Biological process (GO): central nervous system development; proteolysis
Molecular function (GO): tripeptidyl-peptidase activity; serine-type endopeptidase activity
Source: RefSeq, a predicted model, not a curated record
CUAGGAAAGGGGCCAUUCCCACCCCGAAGAGGGCGACUGGACCUUGGCCGGCCUGGUGGUGACCCGUCCGGGUCACAUGAGCGGGGACCGAUCACACGCCUCCGUCAUGCUCCUAGGCCUCCUGGGCCUUUAUCUUUCCUCCAGCUCCUAUGGCGUCAGCGGCUGGACCCCUGAACCUGACCAGUCCUUGCAGGUGCCCCCCAGCUGGACCCCCGUGGGCCGCCUGGGUCCAGAGGAGCCAGUGGUUCUGACCUUUGCCCUGAAGCAACAGAAGCUGGACCAGCUGAAAGAACUCGUGCUGGCCGUGUCCAACCCCACGUCCCCCCACUAUGGGAAAUACCUGACCCUGGAUGAGGUGGCCACCCUAGUCCGGCCGUCGGUGCUGACCCUGCGCACGGUGAAUAAGUGGCUGGUGGCCGCGGGAGCGCGGGACUGCCGGACGGUGGCCACGCAGGAUUUCCUGGAAUGCCGCUUCACCGCAGGGCUGGCGGAGCAGCUGCUAGCAGGAGCCGAGUUCCAUCGCUACGAGGCGGGCGGCCAGAGGCUGGUCAGAUCUCCAAGGCCGUACAGGCUCCCGGAGUCGCUGGCCCCGCACGUUGACUUCGUCGGGGGGCUGCACCGCUUUCCGUCCCCCUCCACCGUGCAGCAGCGGGCCCGGGGUCAGGGCCUCGUGGAGGGCUUGCACCUGGGGGUGACCCCGGCCGUGAUCCGCGAGCGGUACAACCUGACGACGCUGGACGUGGGCGGGACGGCGGCCAACAACAGCCAGGCCUGCGCCCAGUUCCUGGAGCAAUACUUCCACGCCACCGACCUGGCCAAGUUCAUGCGUCUGUUCGGCCGCGGCUUCAGACACCAGGCGGCCGUGGAGCGGGUGGUGGGGCCGCAGGGCCGGGGCUGGGCCGGACUGGAGGCCAGUCUGGACGUGCAGUAUCUCAUGAGCACCGGGGCCAACAUCUCCACUUGGGUCUUCAGCAAUCCCGGCCGCCACGAGGCCCAGGAGCCGUUUCUGCAGUGGCUCUUAGCGCUCAGCAACACCUCCGCGCUGCCUUGGGUGCACACCGUCAGCUACGGGGAUGACGAGGACUCGCUGAGCAGCGUCUACCUGGAUCGGGUCAAUGCCGAGCUGAUGAAGGCCGGGGCCCGAGGCCUCACCCUGCUCUUCGCUUCAGGAGACAGCGGUGCUGGCUGUCGGACUGUGGCCUCUGGGACUCACGUCUUCCGCCCCAGCUUCCCGGCUUCCAGCCCAUACAUCACAGCGGUAGGCGGGACGUCCUUCCGGAAUCCCUUCCUAGUAACGGAUGAGGUGGCCGACUACAUCAGCGGAGGCGGCUUCAGCAACGCUUUUCCUCGGCCAUCCUACCAGGAGGAAGCGGUAUCGAAGUUCCUGCAUUCGUCUACCCGGCUACCACCGUCGAGCUACUUCAACGCCACCGGCCGGGCCUACCCGGACGUGGCGGCUCUGUCUGACGGCUACUGGGUGGUCAGCAACGGCUUGCCCAUCCCGUGGGUGUCCGGCACCUCGGCCUCCACGCCGGUGUUCGGGGGGAUUCUGUCUCUGGUGAAUGAGCGGCGGCUGCUGAGCGGGCGCCCGCCUCUUGGCUUCCUGAACCCCCUACUGUACCAGCUGGCUGCCAAAGGUGGCCCUGGCCUGUUCGAUGUUACAAAUGGCUGCCAUUUGUCCUGUCUGGAUGAGACGGUGCAGGGUCAGGGUUUCUGCAGUGGCCCUGGCUGGGACCCCGUUACAGGCUGGGGGACCCCCAACUAUCCGGCUUUGCUGAAGGCUCUGCUCCUUGCCUGACACCCUCCUCUCCCCCAGACCCCUAAAUAUCCCCCAAUAUCGCCACCCUGCUGCAGACUUUGCCCAUGCCCCAGACCCCUAAAUAUCCCCCAAUCCCACCAGCCUGCUGCAGACUUUGUCCAGGCCCCAACAUAUCCCCCAAUCUCACCACCCUGCUGCAGACUGUGCCCGCCCCCCCGUAUCCCUACAUAUCCCCCAAUCCCACCACCCUGCUGCAGACUGUGCCUGCCCCCCCAGACUCCAAAAUAUCCCCAACCCCACCACCCUGCUGCAGACUGUGCCCGCCUCCCCCCCAGACCCCUAAAUAUCCCCAAUCCCACCAUCCUGCUGCAGACUGUGCCCGCCCCCCCGGGACCCCUAAAUAUCCCCCAAUCCCACCACCCUGCUGCAGUCUUUGCCCACACCCCCCGGGCCCUUAAAUAUCCCCAAUCCCACCACCUUGCUGCAGACUUUGCCCAGGCCCCAACAUAUCCCCCAAUCUCACCACCCUGCUGCAGACUGUUCCCGCCCCCCCCAGACCCCUAAAUAUCCCCCAAUCCUACCACCCUGCUGCAGACUGUGCCCGCCUCCCCCCCAGACCCCUAAAUAUCCCCAAUCCCACCACCCUGCUGCAGACUUUGCCCACCCCCCCGGGCCCUUAAAUAUCCCCCAAUCCCACCACCUUGCUGCAGACUUUGCCCAGGCCCCAACAUAUCUCCCAAUCUCACCACCCUGCUGCAGACUGUGCCCGCUCCCCCCCCCCCCCGCCCCCCGCCGGACCCCUAAAUAUCCCCAAUCCCACCAUCCUGCUGCAGACUGUGCCCGCCCCCCCGGGACCCCUAAAUAUCCCCCAAUCCCACCACCCUGCUGCAGUCUUUGCCCACCCCCCCGGGCCCUUAAAUAUCCCCAAUCCCACCACCUUGCUGCAGACUUUGCCCAGGCCCCAACAUAUCCCCCAAUCUCACCACCCUGCUGCAGACUGUUCCCGCCACCCCCCCCCCCCCGAGACCCCUAAAUAUCCCCCAAUCCUACCACCCUGCUGCAGAUUUUGUCCACCCUCCGGGCCCCUACAUAUCCCCUAAUCCCACCACCCUGCUGCAGACUGUGCCCACCCCCGCAGACUCCAAAAUAUUCCCAAUCUCACCACCCUGCUGCAGACUGUGCCCACCCCCGCAGACUCCAAAAUAUUCCCAAUCCCACCAUCCUGCUGCAGACUGUGCCCACCCUCCCCCCCCGGGACCCCUAAAUAUCCCCCAAUCCCACCGCCCUGCUGCAGACUUUGCACACACACCCCGGGCCCUUAAAUAUCCCCCAAUCCCACCACCCUGCUGCAGACUGUGCCCACCCCCGCAGACUCCAAAAUAUUCCCAAUCCCACCAUCCUGCUGCAGACUGUGCCCCCCCACCCCCCAGGACCCCUAAAUAUCCCCCAAUCCCACCACCCUGCUGCAGACUUUGCACACUCACCCCGGGCCCUUAAAUAUCCCCCAAUCUCACCACCCUGCUGCAGACUUUGCCCAGGCUCCAACAUAUCCCCCAAUCCCACCACCCUGCUGCAGACUAUGCCCACCACCCUGGACCCCUAAAUAUCCCCCAAUCUCACCCCCCUGCUGCAGACUUUGCUCACCCCCCAUCCCACCCUUAGAGCACUGAAACUCCCUGCCCUAUUCUGAGCCCCGUUUGCCGCCUGAGCCUACCUCCUGUGAUGCUCUGCCUCGCUCAAUAUCUCCUCCUUCCCGAGACUCCACAUCCCUCUCCACCCUCUCCCUCCUCCCCGCCACGACUCAGGGUCUGUACCAUAGCAAUAAAGAAGAUUUUUCCCUA